UAAACGUCAAACUUGUCAAACAAAAAAAAGCAACACACACAAAAAAGUGAAUAAAAAAGUAAAAUUUAACGGUCGCCAAAAAGAAACAAUUCUCUUUUAAUCUCACUUAUUUAAUUAAUUAAUUCAAGAAUAAAAGAUUCAUUUCCAAGUAUGAAUAGUACAGCGCAAGCAACUAAAAACUGCAUUACUCUGAAGGGGUCUGCUCAAAUCAUAGCUGAAUACUUGAAAUACGGCAUCAAUUCGAUUCUAUUCCAACGGGGCAUCUACCCACCAGAGACUUUUAUCAACACCCAACAAUAUGGCGUUCCAAUUCUAAUGUCCACCGAUCCCAAAAUCGAAGAAUUCCUGAAGAAUAUUCUUGUCCAAACUGAAGAAUGGCUUUCAAGGAACAUGGUCAGUAAAAUCUCCAUGGUCAUCACAAAUGCACACACCAAAGAAGUGCUCGAAUGCUGGGACUUUAAGUUGCAAGCAGAACUGGGCGACGGCGAUACCUCGGAUCCAAUGAAACUAACCUCCAGCAAAGAGACGAAACGCAUCCAGCAGGAAAUCCGCGAUGUGAUGCGCCAGAUUUCAGCCACUGUUAGCUACCUUCCUCUGCUCGACUGCAUUUGCACAUUCGACGUGAUGAUACAUACACUCCAAAACUGUGAUAUUCCAGAGAGUUGGGAUGAAACCGGAGCUGUUUUCAUACAAAAUUCCCAGGCAGUUCAAUUGCGAUCGUUUUCUACGGGCUUGCACAAGGUCGACACUGUUGUCAACUACAAAAUGUCGUGAAGUCAUGUGAAAAAGUGCCUACGAUUUUAUGACUGCUAAAUUUUGACCCUUGUCUUCUGGUUGAUCCUCUAACAUCCGACUUCUCGCUCCUUGGAUAAAGCAGAGAGAAAAACGAGUAUAUUAGUUGAAUGAAACCAAAUAAUGACAGAAACAAAAAGCAGUCGUUGAGUCUUUUUGUCUGUUUUAAAAUUAUUAAAUAAAUUAUUAUAAUGUGUUUGCGA
Messenger RNA from Eupeodes corollae, 995 nucleotides. It is a transcript of the gene mad2, whose product is annotated as mitotic spindle assembly checkpoint protein MAD2A. The transcript has 3 exons. Gene Ontology annotation, biological process: mitotic spindle assembly checkpoint signaling. Lineage: Eukaryota; Metazoa; Arthropoda; Insecta; Diptera; Syrphidae. The record is from RefSeq and is a predicted model, not a curated record. Gene Ontology annotation, cellular component: nucleoplasm; cytoplasm; kinetochore. Bases 151 to 774 code for a protein of 207 amino acids.